Drosophila navojoa is the source of this 976-nucleotide messenger RNA. Its product is annotated as ubiquitin-conjugating enzyme E2-17 kDa. The record is from RefSeq and is a predicted model, not a curated record. Lineage: Eukaryota; Metazoa; Arthropoda; Insecta; Diptera; Drosophilidae.
AUGAUUAAUCAGCGCGCACAGACAAUUGAAGAUGCCCGACAAGGCGAGCGAGAUGGCGGCUCGGUGCAGUGCAACCGGGAUGGAGAUGCACGCGCGAUCGGUAUGCUGAUGCCAGCUGAGCAGUUCAGGUUCGAUGAUGAGGAGACUAACUCUGACUCUGAUGUUAGCGAUGUUGAGCUAGGGUGCCGCAUGUACGUCUAUCCGCGUUAUCCGACCUGCAGGCUGCGGGAGCAUCGCAUACAACGCGAGCUGCUCGGGAUUUGGCAGACUCGCCUGGAGGGCUGCCACGUGGAUGUGCUGGAAGAUAAUCUGUACGAGUGGGGCGCCUCGUUGAGCGGCCCGGUGAACACGCCCUAUGAGGGCGGCACCUUCCACAUGCUCAUCUCGUUUCCCCCCGGGUAUCCGUUCGUGCCGCCGAUCCUGAAGUUCAUAACGAAGAUUUACCAUUGCAACGUGCACAACAGUCUCGUCUGCCCGAAAAAAUGGACGCCCGUGGCAACGGUGGCCAAGCUCAUGGUCUCCAUUCUCUCUAUGAUGGUGACGCCCGAUCCGGAGGAUCCGCUAAAUCCGGCCAUCGCCCAACUCUACAUUAAUCAUCGCAGCGAGCACGACAAAAUCGCACGCGCAUGGACCCGUCGCUUUGCCAUGGAGUAGGAUGGACAAUUAUGGAGCCGGAUGAAAAAGAAGCCAGAUUGUGUGGUUUUUCAAAAACAUUUUAUUAUUUGAUUUUGUUGUGCCAGCACUUUUUGGUGUUUAGAAACGAUAUAAGAGACACAUAAUACGCUAGCUACAUUUACAAUUACAAUUACAUUUACAGCUACAAUUACAAUUACUAUAAGGAGCACACACACACACAGAGGGAUGCGCAUUGAAUUGAUGUAGACCGACUACAGAUACACUAAAAUCUAAAAUUUAUGGCUAAGGGUGAACUAUACAGAAACUAGGCGACAAUGACACGUGGCGAUUAAUGCUCUCC